This is a messenger RNA of Ceratina calcarata, 904 nucleotides long. RefSeq lists its product as uncharacterized. The record is from RefSeq and is a predicted model, not a curated record. Bases 21 to 506 code for a protein of 161 amino acids. Lineage: Eukaryota; Metazoa; Arthropoda; Insecta; Hymenoptera; Apidae. Gene Ontology annotation, molecular function: nucleic acid binding; zinc ion binding. The transcript is spliced from 4 exons.
ACAACAGCAUAAGAGAAGAAAUGAUGAUUGAACUACUAAAACAUUUCAAAAAUCAGAGAGAAUUCAUGGAAAAACUAAACAGACAAUUCGUACUUAUAACCGAUGUAAUCACAAAAGACUAUACCAGAGCCAGAGAACGUGAUGACCAAAUAAAGAAACAUACAGAGACCAACCAGAGAUUACUAGCUACUGCCCAGACUACACUAUCGGAGAUAAGGAUUAUUACGGAGAAAUUUGAAGAGUUAGAAGCAGAGUGUAAAAUUUCAGAGACCAAAGCAUCCGUUGCCCAAAGAGAGAAGACGAGAGAAAACAAAGACUUCAGAGAAAGACCAAGCACCUAUAGAGAGCAAAAGGAUGUAAAAUGCUAUAGGUGCAACAAAUUUGGUCACUGGCAAACAGAGUGCCCAUUAAUAGAAUUUGGAACCUGGUAUUGCUACUAUUGCAAUGAGUAUCGGCAGCAUAAAGGGGAUCAGUGUCCGAAAGCACCUCAGAGAGAAACAGAAUAGAAGUCAACAGGGGACGCAGUAGCCGCACUGGGAGGGAGUGUGAGCGACAAGCAGCAUUGCGGCCUCUGUCGAUAUCGCUCGCAACUUAACUCUCUCCCCCAUCAUGUACUUCUCCCACCGGAAGUACAGGAGGAAUUUGAAGCAGUCCGUUGUUUCAAGGAUCGAAACGAACUCUUUUUCAUUCCUUUGUGAGCUUCGAGCGAGUACACGUGCAAAAAGGAACAGAGGUCUUUUUGUCAGUUUUAUAUAACUAACAGUCAGAGUUUAUAUUUUGUUUUUGAAAAACCAAGAGUUUAUUUUGUUACUACUUUCAUAUUAUAACGUAUUAUCUUAUAUUAUCUUACAUAAAUAGUGUCCUGUUCAUAAUAAAUAAACUAGUGUUAAACCUGUGAUAAGAA